Penicillium bovifimosum is the source of this 7626-nucleotide messenger RNA. Its product is annotated as putative polyketide synthase. Bases 1 to 7626 code for a protein of 2541 amino acids. The transcript has 8 exons. Gene Ontology annotation, molecular function: fatty acid synthase activity; oxidoreductase activity; phosphopantetheine binding. The record is from RefSeq and is a predicted model, not a curated record. Gene Ontology annotation, biological process: fatty acid biosynthetic process; secondary metabolite biosynthetic process. NCBI's taxonomy places the organism in Eukaryota, Fungi, Ascomycota, Eurotiomycetes, Eurotiales, Aspergillaceae.
AUGUCGUCUGCCAAAGUUAGUCCUCCAAGAGUGAACGAUACGAAAGAUGACUUGGCAGAUUUGGCCGCCAGCCCCUGCACUCCGAUAGCCAUUGUCGGAAUUGGCUUUCGGGGCCCGGGAUAUGCCAAGAAUGUUGAAAAGCUAUGGGAGAUGGUUCACGAGGGCGCAGAGGCAUGGAGUCCGAUCCCAGCUAGCAGGUGGAAUAGCGAAGCAUUUUAUCACCCAGAUCAUAGCCGCCAUGGUACAAUCAACGUGGAAGGGGGACACUUUUUGGAAGAGGACGUAUCUGUCUUCGACGCCCCGUUCUUCAACAUGACAAGCGACGAGGCCGCGGCAAUGGACCCGCAGCAGCGACUGCUUCUGGAAGUAACAUAUGAAGGUCUUGAAAAUGCUGGUAUUCCUCUCAACCAAAUCAUGGGCACAAACACUUCCUGCUUUGUGGGCUCUUUUUCUGCAGAUUAUACAGAUCUUCUCCUUCGGGAUCCCGAGUGUGUGCCCAUGUACCAGUGCACGAACUCUGGACAGUCUCGUGCGAUGGCGGCAAAUAGGCUAUCAUAUUUCUUUGACUUGAAAGGGCCGAGCGUCACGGUAGACACGGCCUGCUCGGGCAGUCUGGUGGCACUUCAUUUAGCAUGCCAAAGUCUCCAGAGAGGUGAUGCAUCAACGGCAAUCGCGGCUGGGGUUAAUUUGAUCCUGAGUCAUGAAUUCAUGUCAACAAUGAGCAUGAUGAAAUUUCUUUCUUCCGAUGGACGAUGUCAUACUUUCGACGAAAAGGCUAAUGGGUACGCACGAGGAGAGGCAGCCGGCUGUCUCAUCCUUAAGCCCUUAGCCAAGGCGUUAGAAGAUCACAACACGAUUCGUGCCAUAAUACGGGGGACCGGGUCCAAUCAAGACGGACGCACUGCAGGGAUAACGCUGCCGAAUGGGGCAGCCCAAGAAAGCCUGAUCCGGAGCGUCUAUGCACGGGCUGGCCUAGAUUCCUCGGAAACAGAUUUCGUGGAGGCUCACGGCACAGGGACACUUGCCGGAGACCCCAUUGAGACAGGAGCGAUCGCUCGAGUCUUUGGCACUGGUCGUCCGCCUGAUAAUCCUGUGAGGAUUGGAUCCAUCAAAACCAACGUUGGGCACUUGGAAGGUGCUAGCGGAGUAGCCGGCGUCAUCAAGGCAGUGUUGAUGUUGGAGAACCGCAUGUUCCUACCAAAUCGGAAUUUUGAAAAGAUCAAUCCACGUAUACUGCUGGAGGAUUGGAAUAUCAAGAUUCAAUUGUGUCCUGAGCCUUGGAAUACCAGGGGACCCCAUCGCGUCUCUGUGAACAGUUUUGGAUAUGGCGGAAGUAAUGCUCAUGUCAUUCUCGAAGAUGCAUCAGGUUACCUGUCUGGCUGCGGACCUACAACCACUGACGGAAAUUCAUUGCCCGUCUGCAAAACUCAGCGCAACGGAAUAGCGACCGGCCCGUCUUUUUCUCGCAUAUUCAUGCUCUCUGGGUUUGACGAGAGGAGUUGUGCGGGACAAGUGGAAGCUCUCAAUAGAUAUAUUGUUGACAAGAAGUCCGAAGUCGACAAUGAGAAGUUCCUCGACGAUCUUGCGUUCUCGAUCAACGAACGGCGGUCUGUGUUUCCUUGGAAAGCAGCUGUUGUGGGAGAUACCGUAGCGGGAUUGGUAGCCUCACUUGCUAAGAAUGUCAAAGCCAGGAGCGCUGUUCGGAGGCCAGUCCUAGGCUUUGUCUUCACUGGGCAGGGUGCCCAAUGGGCGGGAAUGGGGAAGGAAAUGCUCCAAGCAUAUCCUGUCUUCAAACGGUCAGUUCUGGAAAUUGACGAAUUUUUGAAGGAUAUUGGAUCUCCUUUUACAAUGCAAGAGGAAAUCACGAAAUCCCCAAAGGACUCCAAUCUGAGCCACCCCACUCUGAGCCAGACGGUGUGCACAGGAGUGCAAAUCGCGCUGGUUGACUUAUUGGCCUCAUGGAGCAUACAUCCAGACUCCGUUACCGGCCAUUCCAGCGGGGAAAUUGCCGCUGCGUAUGCCGUUGGCGCACUAAGCAUGAAGGACGCGAUGUCAGUGGCCUACUAUCGAGGCGUUGUGGCAGGCCAGCUUUUGGAUGCCAACCAGACCAAAGGUGCCAUGAUGGCGGUUGGGAUGUCGCCCGAAGAGAUUCAGCCGUACUUGGACCGCUUUCCUUCCAAGCAGCUGGUGGUAGCUUGUGUCAACAGUCCAUCGAGUGUGACAAUCUCAGGUGAUGUGACUGCGAUUGAUGUACUGGCGGAGACGUUGAAGGACAAACCCAUAUUCAGCCGACGUCUGGAAGUAGGGGUGGCCUACCACUCUCCUCAUAUAGAGCAGGUUGCCGAACAAUACCUCAGCUUAGUAGACCACAUCCAGCCCCAAAGGUCGGAGCAGGUUCCUUCCGAAGAGAAGAAAGAGCGCCCGACAGGAUCGUUCUUUUCCUCGGUCACUGGAACAAAGGUUCCACCAGAUGAGCUGGAUGCUCCGUACUGGGUCUCAAACUUGGUAGGUCAGGUGAAAUUCGCCGAAUCGUUGAGGAUGUUGUGUUUUGAGACACAGAGUCAGCGUGCUGGGUAUGCAAGGUCGACCAGAAGCAAAAGGACAGGAGUAGCCCAAAAGCCUUCCGUGGAUUGUCUUAUCGAAAUUGGACCCCAUUCAGCGCUUGCUGGGCCUAUCAAGCAGAUUCUGAAGGCUGACGCGAAGCUCAAUUCCGCCGAUAUAACAUACCUGAGCAUUUUGACUCGAAAUUCGAAUGCAGUGACUUCAGCGCUUGGCGCAGUGGCUACACUCGCCGCAAUGAAUUAUCCCAUUGAUUUCGGCGCAAUAAACAGGCCCAAGGGGAUCAAAACAACCCGCACGCCACAGCUACUCGUCGAUUUACCAACGUACCCUUGGAAUCACACCAGGUCGUACUGGGCAGAGCCACGAUUGAGCAAAAUGUAUAGAAAUCGAAGCUCUCCACGCAUUGAUCUACUUGGUGCACCAGAAAACAUGGCAUGCCCCUUUGAGCCUCGUUGGAGGAAUUAUCUUCGAACUUCAGAGCUUCCUUGGCUCCUCGACCACAAGAUCCAGGGAAACAUUGUUUUCCCUGCCGCGGGAUACCUCGCCAUUGCUAUUGAAGCAUCGGCCCAGUUGAAUAGGAACGAUGAGGGAAUCGCAAGAUUCAUUUUACAAGACGUGGCGAUACAAUCUGCCCUUGUACUCAGUGAAACGUCCGCCGUCGAGCUCAUGGUAUCUUUGCAAAAGUCCACGCAACACCAAGAGCACUUCUACCAGUUUCACAUAUACUCCAUAUCGGAAGGGAACAGAUGGAUUGAGCACUGCACCGGGUUCGUCGGUACACAGCAACGCAUCGGCGUUUCGGCCAAUGGGCCAGAAGAGACGGAGGAUUAUGCGAUGGUCCCGUUGGGUACUGAAGUCCAUGGGAUAUCGGUGAUCGACAUUCACAAGUUUUAUGAGAAGCUUGGAAGACUUGGGCUGGAAUAUGGACCAUGUUUUGCGAAUGUGACAACAGCACGUGUCACACCGGAUGGAACAUGCUUUGCAGAGGUCACUAUUCCGGACACCAUAUCCGUGAUGCCUGCAUCAUUUCAGCAUAAACUCGUGGUCCACCCUUGCACCCUGGAUAGCAUAUUCCAUACCAUUUUCCCGGCUCUGCCUCCAGGAAUGGGAGUUGAGGAAGGUCCUGCAAUACCUGUCUUCAUCGAAGAAAUGGUUGUCUCGUCUGGUCUAAGCUGCCAGGCAGGAGAGCUGAUGAGCAUUUGUACUCACGUACGACCUGCAGCACGAAAGGAUGUGACUGCAAGCAUAAUGGUGGUCAGUUGCAACGAUACCCAGUUCGAAAGUGAGCCCAGCAUCUCAAUUCGGGGCCUCCGAUGUGCGCGACUUGAACACCAUGAAAUGGCGUCGAAUACAAAGGACAGGCACGUCAUUUAUAAGCUUGACUGGAAGGCCGACCCCGGCUUUAUUUCCAGCAAUACUGCGUCAUUCUUGUUCGACGAGCAAAUCAAGAUCCAGCAGCAGCCGGUACCCCGACCGGGGUACGAGGAGAGUGCACUCGGUUUCAUCAGAGCCGCACUGGAUGAGGUCAGCACCAAAGAGGCAAUGGGACUUGACAUUUCUCACCGCAGGUUCCGCUGUUAUCUCCAGGAUGUUCUUGAGAGAUGCGAUGCGACAAGUUCGGCAUCAACAUCAGACUUGGAGAACAUUGAUCGCACCCCGGUGGGAGGACUACUGAAUGCCAUCGGCCAGAACCUUUCGGCAAUUAUCCGAAAUCAGGUGGAUUUCUCAACCGUCAUCAAAGACGAUCGCCUCUUGGAUGAGUUCUGGGAUAUCUUUUCUGCAGACACUUCAUACCAAGCAGCGGCAAGAUAUAUAAACCUGAUCGGCCACAAAAAGCCAGAUAUAUCCAUUCUCGAAUUUGGCGUCGGAACUGGUCAGGUAGCGGAAAUAUUGCUGAAGCAUCUUGUGACCUUCAAUGAAACGCCCCAUUGUGGCAAGUAUACGUUCGCCCAUGAAAGCGCCUCUGUACUUGAGCAUACUGCGAAGCGGCUGGAGGCGUGGUCAGAAUGGGUUGAUUGCAAGCCCCUGGAUCUUGGCAAGAAUUUCCCUUCACAGGGAUUCGAGAAAAACUCAUACGACGUCAUAGUACUCCCCCAUGGAUUGUGCACAGCACGCUGUGAGCAAAAUGCGCUUAGCAAAAUUCAUGGUCUACUGAAGCCAUCCGGCUACUUGAUUGCAGUCAACCCUUUCGACCCGAAGAAGAAUGUGCUGAAAAAUCUCCUGUUCAGUGCUCUGCACUGCUUGUCCGCGGAUGGGUUCUGUUUGGGCCAAGGUAAUUGGACCGAGGGUCAAUGGGAUGAGAUCCUGCGAGAUGCACAAUUCACCGAAAUUGACGCCUUCGUGGAGGAAGGCUCCGAAAAGAGCCAUCAGUUCAUCGUGGCCAAAAGCCGAGAACUCGGAAUGUUGACAGGGAAGAUCUCUAUCGUAUGCGAAGAGGGAGCCAGAAUCAGCACUCAUCUCGUCACUGAGCUCAAGAAGACUGCAUGUGAGGUGCAUGUGACACUCAAUAGUGUGGAGUGCAAGGAUCAUAUUUGCGUGGUCUUGGAUACUUCAAAAACCUCCCAGCUGGCCGCCCCAGAUGAGACGCGAUUCCGCACAAUCAAGAACAUGUUCAUGCAUAGUGCUGGGGUUCUAUGGGUAACACGAGGAGGAACAAUUGAACCAGUCAAUCCGGCAGCUGGGUUAGCUGUUGGAUUUGCAAGAACAGCGCGCGCCGAGUCAGGUGUCAACCCGAUUGUCACACUUGAUCUGGAUGCUAAACAUCCUCUUUCGGAUUCUGAGGCCGCUGAGAUGAUUGCACAUUUCCUCGCCACUCGAUUCCUCCAUGGAUAUCCAGAUGAAGACACGGAAUAUGCGGAGCGGAGGGGGAAGAUCUUCAUUCCACGAGUCCUAGAAGACCUGCCAGCAAACACUCUCAUGGAUAGCAUCCUUGAUACUGAAGUUGUGUCCAAGCAGCCAUUCCACAGCCUUGAACAACCCCUUCGGCUCUCGAGGAAAUUCGGUAACCCCGGUUUCGUCAGUGACUCACAGGUGUCAGAGCUCCCAGCAGGCUAUAUCGGGAUCAAAAUACACUGUUUUGGCCUGCAUGGAUGGGAAAUGCAGGCCGACCAGCUUGACUGGGAUACAGACGACACUCUUGGUCUUGAGUGCAGUGGAGUGGUGUACGAGGUUGGCGCUGGGGUUCACGACAUCAGCAUAGGCGACCGAGUCGCGUGUCUAGGAACUGGCACCGCAAGAAGCUUCUAUCACGAUCAUGCAUCGGCCUUCCGACGAAUCGAUGACACAAUGUCAUUGGAACUGGCUUCGGCUAUACCUGUAGCAUAUACGGUAGCCUAUUAUGUUGUGACUCACCUGUCACUCAUAGCACUCAAUGAGGCAGUCCUCGUCCAUGACGCCGGCAGUCAUUUUGGCCAGGCAAUUGUGGAAAUUGUCUCGCUUGGCGAAGCUCAGCUUUUCGCAACAGUGCAAAACGUCCGUCAAAAGGAGUCGCUGAUAUCGAGAUUUGGAAUGACGGGGGAACACGUCUUCGUGGAGGGGAAGGACGAUGUUGUCAAGGGUAUCGCACGAUUGACGGAUGGCAAAAAAGCGAACGCUGUAAUCGCAUUCGAGACUGGAGAUGACCGGAUACUCCAGAGCUGCACAGCUCAAUUCGGACGAUUCAUUCAACUCCGAACCACAGCCUUCAAAUCUCCAGGGCUGUGCUGCCCUCAAAAUAUGUCGAUAUCCACUUUCAAUAUCCUCGAGCUCUUGAAAGAGAAGAGUCAUCUAGCUAACCAGAUAUGGCCGAUUGUUUCCCGGUUGUUCCAGGAACGACGGCUCAAAGGGCCUAUCUCUAGCGAUGUUUACGACAUCUCACGUGUUCAAGAGGCAGUGGAGGCACUUCCAACCCUGCAACAUGUGGUGGUUUUGGCGCAGGCCAACGAUCUGGUUGAUGCCAACCUCCCCAAAGCGACCCAGCCAUUGUUCCGCGCAGAUGGUUCCUAUAUGUUGGUCGGAGGACUUGGCGGAAUUGGAAGAGAAGUAGCAUUGUGGAUGGCGCGCAACGGAGCAAAGAGCUUGAUCUUAGUCAAUCGAAGCAGUCUAUCAAGAGUUGAAUCACAGAUGACGGUGAAAGAACUCACGGAGAAAGGCGUCCGGGUCAUUGCUCGAGCAUGUGACAUUUGCGACGAGGAAGAAGUCGGACGAAUACUCGAUGAUGUUUCACAUUGUGCGCCUCCAAUAAGGGGACUAAUACAGGCAGCGAUGGUCCUCAAGGACCUCCACAUUGAACACAUGGAGUUGGACGACUAUCGGAAUGUCAUGGGCCCUAAGUACAACGGGACCUGGAACUUACACCGACAUUUGCCCAACAAUCUCGACUUUUUCCUCAUGUUAUCCUCUAUCAGCGGUGUUAUUGGAAACCCGACGCAAGCUGCCUAUGCGGCCGGAUGCGCUUUCAUGGACUCAUUCGCCGCGUAUAGACGCGGCUUAGGUCUUCCAGCCGUCUCCUUGGAUCUUGGGCCGAUCACGGAUGUUGGCUACCUAGCAGAGAACAAGGAGUUAGCAGCGAAGAUGGAACGACAAGGAUUCCAAGGAACAGAUACACCAACUCUUCUGUCGCUGAUCCAAGUCGCAAUCUCUCAGCCACCAAGCGCAGAAGCACAACUGAUCACUGGGCUCGGGCAAUGGAGAGAGUUUGAAUCACUGGGGAACUUUGAUGCGCCCAUGUUCUCUCAUUUCCGGUACCGAUUCCAGAGCCAUGGGAAAUCUGCUGGGCUCGGCGACUCGGCAGAAGAAUUGAAGAAUGAACUGGAUGCCGCGAAAAUGGUGGAUCAAGCGACGGUCAUCAUCUGCGACGCACUCACCAAGAAGAUUGCCUCUCAUCUCUCUAUUCCAGUCGAGAAUAUCAACCCUUCCAAUCCGGUAUCAGAAUAUGGAGUUGACUCUCAUGUGGCUGUGGAGUUGCGCAACUGGGUAUCAAAGUCGAUGGGUUGUACUGUUCCCAUUCUGGAGAUUCUGGCGAGGUCGAUGCUGGAGUUGUCUCAUAAAAUCGCUAGCCAGAGACUUGAUGCUAAGUCGGAGUGA